AUGGCGGAGUUGCAGGCCACCAUAGAGAUCUCGGUAGAGCUCAACCGGUUCUACAACGUGGAUCUUUUUCAAAAGGGGUACUACCAAAUUCAGACUGUUCUCAAGACGCCCCCAAAAUCACCAUGUCGCAUUGAAAUCAGCGACAACAAGGUGAACGCUCAAAGAGGUAGGUGUGGCUCUUCAGAUAGUGCUGUUGUCUUCAUGCAGAGCAACACUGGCAGAAGUCAGAAGUUUCAGAUCUUGUACAGAAAUGAAGAGGUGGAUGUUGACGAUAUUUUUGUAUUCAGAAUUCACACACUUGUGGAUAGUACAAAGCUGGAGAAAAACUUGGAGACCCUUGAUCUGAGACUGGAGGUGCAAUUGUGGUGUAAUGAUGAUGAUGAAAUCACGGACCCUGAGGUUAAAAUGGAGCUUGCAAGCACAAGAACACUUCUGCUCCACUUAUCUCCAACCAAGGGACUGCACCAUGCAGUUCCUGUUCUGUUUGAUUACUUCCACCUGUCAGCCAUAGAAGUUGUGAUACAUGGUACAAUCAUUGCAAUACAUCAGCCGUACCUCACAAUGCCCAAAUCUCAAAAGACUGGGAAAGGCUCAGAUCAGUCAACUCUGGAGGCAGUGUAUUUUGGUCAAAAGCCGGCAACACCUUCACCCAUUAAUGUGAUCAGCAGCAGUGCCCGCAUGCAGCAGGCUCACCUCAUGCACAAAACAAUAUGCAACAUUCUACUGAGUGCCCAUGAGAGUCUCCAGGAAUACCUGCAGCUGUUUGCUUCCAUGGUUCCUGGAAACAGCUUUCUGUUGGUACGCAAAGACUGUCAUACAAGACUCGGAGAAGCUGUGUUGAAAGUUCAGGGUGUGCUGGAAGAAGAUGACUUGAUCCAGACAGCAAUAACUGACAUCACCCAGCUGUGUGCUGAGAAUGUUAUCCUGUGGGCACAGUUUCUGGAAAUUGUGUUGCGACAGACAAGGGUGCACCUGCAUUUAGCCAAGGAGCAUCACAAUCAAAGG
Candidula unifasciata is the source of this 1005-nucleotide messenger RNA. The record is from the annotation of a GenBank genome assembly. Lineage: Eukaryota; Metazoa; Mollusca; Gastropoda; Stylommatophora; Geomitridae.